This is a messenger RNA of Eriocheir sinensis (Chinese mitten crab), 2140 nucleotides long. RefSeq names its product complex I assembly factor ACAD9, mitochondrial-like. The record is from RefSeq and is a predicted model, not a curated record. Gene Ontology annotation, molecular function: acyl-CoA dehydrogenase activity; flavin adenine dinucleotide binding. Lineage: Eukaryota; Metazoa; Arthropoda; Malacostraca; Decapoda; Varunidae.
CAGCAGCCCUCAGCAGCACCCGAGACUCUGCCCCAGACCACCGCCUUACAUCACCAAAACACUACUACUACUACGACUACUACUACUAGUACUACACUAGCCGGCGUGCUGACCCUAGUGACCUGUUUUACCUCCUGACCUCAUAAGUGCCAAGCCCCGCCCUACCUAGGAUGCUAUCGUGCCGCCUGCUGGGUCACGCUGGGUCAUCCCGGGUCCUACACGGCCUGGGGUCACGCUACAUUGGCUGUGUGACCUCCUGCAGGACCCUCAACACGUCCCCGAAGGAUACCUCAGCGCAGGCCCAGGUCCAGCAGGUGUCCGAGGAGGGCCAUGGCGACUCUGCCCCCACAGCUGUCAAGGGGAAGGUCAAGCCUGUGCGUCCACCAUUCAUCAAGGAGCUGUUCAUGGGGAGGUUUGACAAGAGCGUGCUGGAGUUCCCCGAGGUGCUGGACCAGGAGCAACAUGAACUCCUGCACGAGAUGGUCGCGCCGAUCGAAAAGUUCUUCAAUGAGCAAGUGGACUACGCCAAAAUAGACCGAGAAGCUAAGAUCCCCCCCGAGACUCUGGAUGGGCUGAAGGAGCUGGGUCUGUAUGGCAUGCAGAUCCCCGAGGAGUACGGUGGUCUGGGUCUGGGCGCCACGGAGUACGCGCGCAUCGCUGAGAUCACGGCACUGGAUGGCUCCAUUGCGGUGACCCUGGCGGCACAUCAGGCUAUAGGGCUCAAGGGCUUGUUGAUCUGUGGCACCGAUGCUCAGAAGGCCCAGUACCUGCCUCGACUGGCCUGCGGGGAGUGGACGGCUGCCUUCUGCCUGACUGAGCCUGGUAGUGGGUCAGACGCUGCUUCCAUUAAGACCCGCGCCACGCUGGCUGACGACGGCAAGACCUGGCUCAUCAACGGCAGCAAGAUAUGGAUUUCCAACGGUGGAUACGCAGACCUCAUGACAGUGUUCGCUAAGACAGAGGAGGUUCAACCCAAUGGAGAGAAGGUGGAGAAAGUGACGGCCUUCAUUGUGGAGCGCGGAUUUGGGGGUGUGACCAGCGGACCACCAGAGGACAAACUGGGCAUUAGGGGCUCAAACACUACUGAGGUGUUCUUCGACAACACUCCGGUGCCUGCCGAAAAUGUCCUUGGCGAGGUUGGCGGCGGCUUCAAGGUUGCCAUGAAUAUCCUAAACUCUGGCCGCUUCUCCAUGGGCAGCUCGGGGGCAGGCAUCUUGAAGCACCUGCUGGCAUGGACCGUGGAGCACGCCGUCCAGCGCAAGCAGUUUGGUCACCAGCUGAAGGACUUUGCACUCAUCAAGCAGAAGUUUGCCGGCAUGGCCCUCACGAUCUAUGCUAUGGAGUCAAUGGCAUACCUCACCGCUGGCAUGCUGGAUGGCAGACAGAACCCAGACUGCUCUGUUGAGGCUGCCAUAGUUAAGGUCUUCAGUUCUGAGGGGGCCUACAAGUGGUCCUCCGAGUGCCUACAGAUCCUUGGGGGUCUGGGCUACAUGAAGUCCUACCCCUAUGAGCGGUACCUCAGGGACUCUCGCAUCCUGCUCAUCUUCGAGGGUACCAACGAGAUCCUACGACUCUUCAUUGCCUUCAGCGGCCUUCAGAGUGCAGGCGUAGAGCUCCGCAAUGUUGUCCAGAAGCUGCGUAACCCCUUCAUGAACCCCGGCUUCAUCAUCGGCAAGGGCAUUGAGCGGUUCAGGCACCAGAAGAACAACCCCAAACUAGACCUGGACUUGGCCGGACACCUCCACCCCACGCUGCAGCCCUGCGCAGAGCAGCUGGAAUACUGCGUCAAGAGGUUCCAGUACUGUGUGGAGACUGUGCUGGGGAGAUACGGUCAAGAGGUCGUGUCUCCAAAGAACCAGCUGGAGGUCGCCCGCCUGGCUGACUGUGCCAUUGACCUCUACGCCAUGACGGCCGUCCUCUCCAGGGCCUCGCGCGCCUACUGCAUCGGCCUCAAGAACGCACAGCACGAGAUCCUGCUGGCGGCCACGUUCUGCGAGGAGGCCACAACACGCAUCAAGGUGCUGGUCAAGGCCAUCGAGGACGGGCCGGCCAACAACAAUGACAACGUUCACAUCAAGAUCUCCGACGCCUUGGUGGAGAACAGAGGCUACAUGGCGGAACAUCCACUCACCCGCACCUU